UUCGGAUGGUGACGGGAAGUAGCACGAUGGGACCAUAGAAAGUCCAGCGGGAAGGGGCGGAACUAGCUGUGAUCGCGGCUGCAAGCAGUGAGGGCCGGAGUCCCGGAAAGUUGAGGAUUAGCUGUGGCAUAGGGUCUCUCGCAAACGCCGGCACCAUGUCUAUUAUGUCCUAUAACGGAGGGGCCGUAAUGGCCAUGAAGGGGAAGAACUGUGUGGCCAUUGCUGCAGACAGGCGCUUUGGCAUCCAAGCCCAGAUGGUAACCACCGACUUCCAGAAGAUCUUUCCCAUGGGGGACCGCUUAUAUAUUGGCCUGGCUGGGCUUGCCACCGACGUACAGACCGUUGCUCAGCGCCUCAAAUUCCGGCUGAAUUUGUAUGAACUGAAGGAAGGACGACAGAUCAAGCCUUAUACCCUCAUGAGCAUGGUGGCCAACCUCCUCUAUGAGAAGCGAUUUGGUCCCUAUUAUACUGAGCCAGUCAUCGCUGGCUUGCACCCUAAGACCUUUGAGCCCUUUAUUUGUUCCUUGGAUCUCAUUGGCUGCCCCAUGGUGACUGAUGACUUCGUGGUCAGCGGUACCUGCUCAGAGCAGAUGUAUGGGAUGUGUGAAUCUCUCUGGGAACCUGACAUGGAACCCGAGCACCUCUUUGAAACCAUCUCCCAAGCCAUGCUGAAUGCUGUGGAUCGGGAUGCUGUGUCAGGAAUGGGGGUGAUUGUACAUAUCAUUGAGAAAGACAAGAUCACCACCCGGACCCUGAAGGCACGGAUGGACUAACCCUUCUCGCCCAUUUUCCUCUCCCAGAACCCAAUCUUUUCUUAAAAAAUAAAGUAAUAAGACAUCUCCUC
Monodelphis domestica (gray short-tailed opossum) is the source of this 844-nucleotide messenger RNA. RefSeq names its product proteasome 20S subunit beta 3 (gene PSMB3). Gene Ontology annotation, cellular component: proteasome core complex; cytoplasm; proteasome core complex, beta-subunit complex. Gene Ontology annotation, biological process: proteasome-mediated ubiquitin-dependent protein catabolic process. Lineage: Eukaryota; Metazoa; Chordata; Mammalia; Didelphimorphia; Didelphidae. The record is from RefSeq and is a predicted model, not a curated record.